Gavialis gangeticus (Gharial) is the source of this 3449-nucleotide messenger RNA. RefSeq names its product GC-rich promoter binding protein 1 (gene GPBP1). The record is from RefSeq and is a predicted model, not a curated record. The coding region runs from base 1203 to 2618 and encodes 471 amino acids. Gene Ontology annotation, biological process: positive regulation of DNA-templated transcription; DNA-templated transcription. The transcript is spliced from 13 exons. Gene Ontology annotation, molecular function: RNA binding; DNA binding. Lineage: Eukaryota; Metazoa; Chordata; Crocodylia; Gavialidae. Gene Ontology annotation, cellular component: nucleus.
GCCAUUUUGGGAGCGAGGCGAGUUGUACGUCGGGGCCCGGCGCGUGGGGAGCGGCUGAGCGGCGCGUUCCCACCCAGCAGCCUCCGCGCUCCGUCCGCCAGGCCGCUCGGUCCCGAGGAGACUCGGCCCUUUCGCUGCGUUGUGGGGGCUGUGGCCGGCCACCUGCGUCCGCAGGGAUUCGCGGCGGCGCCCGGGGGUCCGGGGCCGGGACUCGUUGCUGAGAAGGCGCCGGAGACCGAAGGAAGGAACCGCGCGGCUGUGAAGUCUUGAGCUUUCUGCCGCCGCCUCCUCCUCCUCCCUUGCCCGGCUUUGUUGGCACGGAGUGAACACGGGCUGGAAGUUUCGCGCUCUGACUCCUUCUGCUGGGAACCUGCGCCGCUCUUUCCUUCCCUUCUGUUGCUUGUAGCUCAUCUUCUUUACCCCAGGCAACGGGUUUGAUUCCUUUGCUAACGGCUCCAGUCCUGCUGAGGAGUUUUAUGGCAGAUAUUUUUACCUUUAUUUUUAAGUGUUUUGACAUAGCCAAUUCUGUUCUGCAGUGAAACGUCUCCUCUAAAUGAAGGGCGUAAUAGGACUUUAUUUCCCCUUUUUUCUUUUGUAUCUUAUUUGAAUCCUCUUUUUAAUUUUUUUUUUGAAAAAUGUUGCUGCCUGUAAGCAGUAUGGUGGUAUCCAGAUAGCUGUUCUUUGCAGAUGCCUUUAGAACCCGAGGCUGAGAAAUGCCCUUCAGUUCAGAUGUGAAAUUUGGAUUUUCAGUUUUACUCUUGGUCUCAUAAGAGGUUUAUUUAUUUCAUCCUGAGCUGAUGCUCAUUAUAGCAAGAUGAAUGCGGAAUAGAUGAAAAAAGAGGCUGUAAAAGGGAAAAAACAGCUUCUUAAAUCAAUGGACUUGGCAAAUUUUGGAAACAGCUUUGUGGGGUCUAUAAAAAAAGAAGGAUGGGUAGCUGAUUUCUGAGAGGUCAACUCUAUGUCAAAUAGCCACGGAUGUAGAAUCCUCAAAGACUCAGGAUAGUAUUUCAAGGAAAACAAACUGGAAAAUAUAAAUCAGACGGAGCGAACACCUUGUGCAGUCCUUUCGGAUUUGGUUUGCUAUCAACAGAAUCCACUACUGCCUCAAAGAAAAAUUAAGAUGGACAAAACAACUUAGUUCAAAAGGACUUGCCAUGAGGUGUUGAAGCCUUGUUUCUUUGGUUCGGAGAGACUGGACCUAAAUGGCGCAGCAUGACUUUGCUCCAGCCUGGCUUAAUUUUCCCACUCCACCAUCAUCAACAAAGUCAUCGCUGAAUUUGGAGAAACAUUCUGAAAACUUUUCGUGGACAGAGAAUCGUUAUGAAGCAAAUCGUAGACGACACAACUCUUCAGAUGGGUUUGAUCCUAGCAUUGGACGUCCUAAUGGAGGACACUUUGGAAGAAAAGAGAAAAAUGGUUGGCGUUCACAAGGCAGGAACAGUACGGAAAACAUAAACCAUCGUGGGGGAUACCAUGGCGGAGGGUCUCGCUCUCGUGCCAGCGCUUUCCACUCUGGAAAAAGUCAAGGACUGCAUGAAAACAGUGUACCUGACAAUGAAACUGGGAAAAAGGAAGACAAGGAAGAACCCAAACAAUUUGAGGCUGAGGAUUUUCCAUCUUUGAAUCCAGAAUAUGAAAGGGAACCAAACCAGAAUAAAUCUUUAGCUGCAGGUGUGUGGGAGUAUCCUCUGAAUCCUAAAUCUAGAUCUCCAAGAAUGCUGGUCAUUAAAAAAGGCAGUACAAAAGACUUGCAGAUAUCUGGAUUUCCUGUGGUAGGAAGUCUUCAUUCACAACCUGUGAAGAAUGGAACUGGUACAAGUGUUUAUAAAGGAUUAGUCCCUAAACCUGCUACUCCACCUGCAAAACCUGUACAAUGGAAAAGCCAAACAAAAGAAAAUAAACUUGGGACUCCAUUCCCUCAUGAGUCUGCAUAUGGAAUUGGGAACUUCAGUGCUUUCAAAUCAACUACCAAGGCUUUUAGUGCAUCACAAAAUUCAGUGAAAGAGUGUAAUCGGUCAAAUUCCUCAUCGCCUGUUGACAAAGUCAGUCAGCCUCGUUUAACAAAAUUGACAAGAAUGCGCACGGAUAAGAAGAGUGAAUUCUUGAAGGCAUUUAAAAGGGAUAGAGUAGAAGAGGAACAUGAAGAUGAGAAUCAUGUUGGGCAAGAGAAGGAUGAUGAAUCAUUUAACUUGCAUAAUAGCAACAGUGCUCAUCACGAGAGGGACAUAAACCGAAAUUUUGAAAAUGAAAUUCCACAAGAAAAUGGAAAUGCUUCGGUGACCUCUCAGCAAAUCAUUCGGUCUUCAGCUUUCCCACAGGCAGAUGUCCUUUCGAGCUCACUUGAGGCAGAGCAUAGGUUGUUAAAGGAGAUGGGUUGGCAGGAAGACAGUGAAAAUGAUGAAACUUGUGCUCCAUUAACAGAGGAUGAGAUGAGGGAAUUCCAAGUCAUUAGUGAACAGCUGCAAAAAAAUGGCCUUCGAAAAAAUGGCAUUCUGAAAAAUGGCCUCAUCUGUGACUUUAAGUUUAGCCCCUGGAAAAACAGCACUUUCAAGCCCACUCUUGAGAAUGAGGAUACUGAGACAAGCAGUAGUGACACAUCAGAUGAUGAUGAUGUGUGAAGAAUUCUCAUACAGCUGAAGAAACUUGUCUGAUCUCAUGCAAAUUUUGGGGUGAAUUGUUUAAACAAAUCUAAUUUAUGUAGUAAAAUACCCCACUUGAGGAAGAAUUUUGGGACUUCUUUUUGAAGAAAACGAGGAAUGUUGUGUUGGGCUGUGUUGAACAUUACUAUAAUUUCUUUGUAAAUGAAUGUUGUAGAAUGAGGACUUUGGUUGAUCCAGCAUUGACUCUCCAUCACUGCAGCAUUUCUGGCUAGCGAUAUAACAAAUGAGAUUUUUCUCAUUUAAUAAAAACAAGAAUUGUGUAAUGUUUUGCAAAGCUUCUGUUUUAAAAUGUUUAAGACUCUUAAGAAAAAAGGGCAACUUGACACAGUGCUUUGCUUUCCAAAUAAUUUCUUUUUUACAGUGGAAAUUCUCAAGUCAAUUUUGGAUGCAAAAAAGGAGCAAUGUAGCAUGUUGGCCAAAAUGAGCAAAGUGCACAAAACCUUUUUUCCUCAAUUGAGUUGUACUUUUUUUCUUUUAACAUACUUGCUCUUUAGCCAUUUGUAGUAUGCUCAUUGUUAUGGUAAGACUACUGCCACAGUUUCAAAUUUAUAGACCUGACCUUAAAUCGAGAGCUUCAUUUGGGUGCUGCAAGACCUAAGCUACUCGCAAUGGACACUAGCAAAUUCUUGUGGGGAAAAUAAGCAUUUUGCUAAACUUAUUCACAUGCAGAAAUACUGACUGGAACCAGUCCACUACAUGGAAAAUAAACUGGAUGUGUACAGUAUGUGCAUUUCAUAUGAACCUGUUACUGUUUUUGUUUACAUUUUAUUAAAUACAAAUGUCCUUUGG